Molecule: messenger RNA, 1486 nt
Organism: Triticum urartu
Lineage: Eukaryota; Viridiplantae; Streptophyta; Magnoliopsida; Poales; Poaceae
Gene: COP8
Product: Proteasome component (PCI) domain protein
Cellular component (GO): COP9 signalosome; cytosol
Source: RefSeq, a predicted model, not a curated record
AAACCCAGUUAUAGCUUUUCCCCUCAUCUUCUCCGCAGAUCAAACGCCAAAACCCUAGGCCGCUCCAUCUCCGACGCCGGCUACGACCCCCAACCCCUGCUGCUGUCCGCGUUAGCCGAGGGCGGAGGUAGCCAUGGACAGCGCCCUCGCAAGCGCCGCGGCGAUCGCCGACCAGCGCCAGAAGAUCGAGCAGUACCGCCACAUCCUCGCCUCCGUCAUCUCGUCUUCCCCGCCGGACAUCCCCCAGGCCAAGCGCUUCCUCAACCACAUGGUUUCGGAUGAGGUGCCGCUCGUGGUGUCGCGGCAGCUGCUGCAGACGUUCGCGCAGGAGCUGGGGAAGCUGGAGCCAGACUCUCAGAAGGAGGUCGCCCACUACGCGCUCACGCAGAUCCAGCCUCGUGUGGUCUCCUUCGAGGAGCAGGUAGUAGUGAUUAGAGAGAAGCUUGCAGAACUGUAUGAAUCUGAACAACAAUGGUCGAGUGCAGCACAAAUGCUUAGUGGCAUUGACUUGGACUCAGGAAUCAGGAUGCUUGAUGACACCAACAAAUUAUCCAAGUGCGUCCAGAUUGCGCGACUCUAUUUGGAGGAUGAUGAUGCAGUGAAUGCUGAAGCUUUUAUCAACAAAGCCUCUUUUUUGGUCACAAACAGCAACCAGGAAGUUCUGAACUUGCAAUACAAGGUCUGCUAUGCGAGAAUUUUAGAUCUAAAGCGUAAAUUCUUGGAAGCUGCACUUCGAUACUAUGGCAUCUCUCAGAUUGAGCAACGCCAAAUUGGGGAUGAAGAGAUUGAUGAAAAUGCUCUGGAGCAAGCUCUUAGUGCUGCUGUAACAUGCACAAUAUUGGCUGGUGCUGGCCCACAACGGUCCCGUGUUCUUGCUACAUUGUACAAGGAUGAAAGAUGCUUGAAGCUCAAGAUAUACCCAAUACUGCAGAAGGUUUUUCUUGAAAGGAUUUUGAGGAAACCAGAAAUUGAUGCAUUUGCAGAGGAGCUGAAGCCGCAUCAAAAAGCCCUUCUGCCAGACAAGUCUACUGUGCUUGACCGGGCAAUGAUUGAGCAUAAUCUCCUUAGUGCCAGUAAACUUUACACCAAUAUCAGCUUUGAGGAGCUUGGAACAUUGUUGGGCAUUGACCCUAGAAAGGCUGAGAAGAUAGCAUGUCGAAUGAUUUGUGAAGAUAGAAUGCGGGGUUCAAUUGAUCAGGUUGAAGCUGUGAUACACUUUGAGGAUGACACCGAAGGGCUGCAGCAGUGGGACCAACAGAUUGCUGGAUUGUGCCAAGCGCUGAACGACAUCCUUGACAGCAUGUCGAGCAAGGGGAUCGCUAUACCUGUCUGAGGGAGUCUGUUCACCCAGUUGUUUCGAUGGUAUCUGUGGUUUAACUCGGGUCAAGUCGCUGGAUUAACAUUUUUGUACAGAUGUUUUGCCGUUGACUGAUACUUGGAACCGAUUCUGCUAUGCGAUCAUCUCAUGUGAAAUUUGCGUGGGAAA